AUGAAUUCGUCGACAGCGUCGUUUUCGCCGAAGGACGACGCCCUCUUUUCGACCCUCCUACCCGUCCUUAUUCAGUGCUUCGGCGUUAUCCUUCUGGGCUACUUUGCGGGAAAAUUCAAAGUCCUAACCGAGGCCCAAGUAAAGGGUCUGGGCACCUACGUCACAAAAUUCGCCCUUCCCUCCAUAUUUUUCUCUGUAAGUCGUUUUCUCCCCUUCCUUCAUUUGGCUGAGAAAUUGUGGGUACUUUUUCUGACGUGUACAGUUCGUAAAACACUCCUUUGCAUUGUUGUGUCUAUGAUAAAUAUGAAUUUGAAAAGUACUUUAAACAAACAGCUGUUUUCGAUCUGUCUUAUCAUCACGCCUUUAUAG
Dibothriocephalus latus is the source of this 369-nucleotide messenger RNA. The record is from the annotation of a GenBank genome assembly. NCBI's taxonomy places the organism in Eukaryota, Metazoa, Platyhelminthes, Cestoda, Diphyllobothriidea, Diphyllobothriidae.